CCACAUCCCAUCAUCAGCAUGGCUACCGACGAAACGGCAAAGCUUGCUGUCCUCAUAGACGCAGACAACGUGACGCCCAGAGUGGCUAGCCAGGUGCUCGCAGAGAUCGCCAAGUAUGGCAUUGCCUUUUGCAAGAGAGCCUAUGGCGAUUGGACCGGCCCAGGCCUCAAAAGCUGGAAGGAACAUCUGCUUGACAACUCAAUCCAGCCGAUACAGCAGUUUUCCUACACCAAGGGCAAGAAUUCAACCGACUCAGCCAUGAUCAUCGACGCCAUGGAUCUGUUGUAUUCCAACAAGUUUGAUGGUUUCUGCCUUGUCUCGAGCGACAGCGACUUUACUCGGCUGGCCUCCCGAAUCCGCGAGUCUGGCCUGGUCGUGUACGGCUGUGGCGAAAGCAAGACUCCCAUCUCACUUGUCAGGGCUUGCGACAAGUUCAUCUACAUCGAGAACAUCACACCAACAACAACGACAGAGGCACCGAAAGAAGCAAUGCGAGCCGAUGUCGACGAACAAGUCAAGAUGAUACUACGACAGGCCGCAGAGGCGAUAUCGGAUGACGAAGGAUGGGCCGGACUCGCCCAUGUCGGCAACCUUGUCACAAAGCGGCACCCCAGCUUUGACCAUCGCACAUAUGGGUUUGCUAAACUCGGUGAACUCAUCGAUGCCACAGACAUGUUUGAGAUUGAUCGCCGUAUCCCCGGAGAGGGAAAGCCGUCGGUUAUCUACCUGCGAGAAAAGAAGAGUGCUUAG
Molecule: messenger RNA, 750 nt
Organism: Fusarium falciforme
Lineage: Eukaryota; Fungi; Ascomycota; Sordariomycetes; Hypocreales; Nectriaceae
Product: HTH OST-type domain-containing protein
Exons: 1
Coding region: 19-750 (243 amino acids)
Molecular function (GO): RNA nuclease activity
Source: RefSeq, a predicted model, not a curated record